AUGGAAUGGAAAUCAUUAUUGGACAUAAAUCACUCAUACAUAGUUACACUUACUUUCUCGUAUAAUCAAAUUUCUUUGAUUGUUGAUGACUUCGCUCCAGUAGUUUUCAAACUGCCACCUGCGGUCAUCAGUCACCCACUUAAAUUUGAUACACCAGUAUAUCUGGGAUACACACCGGUGCUGCUUCUCCGCUCGCAUUCAAUGCAAACGGCAUUAAACAAUUUCACGGGUUGUUUGUCGAAUAUUUUUAUUAAUGGGCGCGAAAUAUCGACAACAGAUAUAAGAUUUUUGGGCGAUAUCGCUCAUUGCUCACAAAAUAUAUGUGUAAAAAGUUGCUUGAAUGGUAACUCAUGCCUGUUGGAUGCGAAAACUGAUGAUAAACCGUUAUGUCAAUGUAUUCAACAUUUUAACGGCCAACUUUGUGAGCAGCAAAUAUGUAGAAGUAGUGAAAUCUGUGGCGACAAUUCUUCUAAUACCAAGAUGAUGAGUGAAGAACAAUUAAAUAUGAAGUUGAACCACACAGUUCCAUUGUUCGUUGGUGAUGGUUUUCUAAGUGAGAAGUUAAUGAUGGAUGUGAAAGAAAAGCUAGAAAUAGAAAUAUGGUUAAAAGCAAUGAAUCCAGAUGGCCUGGUAUUCUAUUGGACUAAUUUAGACGCUACCACAGGGCAAUAUACGGACGGCUAUUUUAUAGCAUUAGUGUUAAUCUUUUCACAGCCCCACUUCUUCUGGAAUUUUGGCUCUGGGAUCAUUUAUAGCAGGUCCACUGCAUCAGUUUUGAACGAUCGAUUCCACUCCAUCCACUUUGAGAAAUAUUUCCGUAAUGGUUCGCUUCAAGUUAAUGAUGAACAGUCUGAUAUCCGGAUUUCUCAGAUUGGCUAUUCACCAAACAGUACAGUGAUUUUCAUCGGCGGUGUUCCAAACAAAACGAUCCUACCAAGCGCGGUACCAGAACUUGGGAUACCAUUUCGAGGUGCAAUACAACGACUGACCAUUAAUGGACAUAGAUUUUCUGAACUUUUCAAGGAAUUUCAACGAAUUGGUCGUAUUAUGCAGUAUGAUGAUGUCCCAUGUUCUAAUAUUAAGAGUGGAAAUAGGAACUGUCUAUGGAAUCUUAAUAAAUAUGGUUGUCGAUGCCUGAAUGAAUACCAACCACUGGAAUACAUCCAGCAAGAUGAGAAAGCAGGUGCAGAUCCGAACGAUAGCCUCCUACUUGAUGGGCGAAACGAAUAUGCUUUAGUUAAAACGAUGGUUUCAAAGAGACGUUCGAAAAUAUUGACAGACUAUCAGUUUAUGAUCAAAACGAACAAAUCAGAAGGUUUAAUCUGGUGGGAAAGUAAGAGGCAUAUGAUCCGUUCUAAUUAUAUAGCAAUAUUUGUCCUCGCUGGACGACUUGGUUUUGCUAUAAAUUUGGGCAGCAGUCCAAAAGUUAAAGUAAUUGGAUCAAAUACAAUUGUAAAUGAUAAUCGGUGGCACAGUGUUGCGUUUUUACGGGAGAAGCGAAAGUCGUUGCUAAUUGUGGACAAUGAAAAAAUAACUUAUAUUUCUCCAUCCCGUACUGCGGAGUUAAUGACUGAUGGAAUUAUUUGGAUUGGUGGGAAAAAGAAAAUACCGCGGAGUUUUCCAGUAAAAAUACCGUACAAAGGUUGUUUACGAAACUUACGAAUCUCGUCACAAGUGAUUAAUAUACGACGGGAAUUUUCAUUAAACAAAACGUAUCGAAGAUGCGAAAAUUAG
This is a messenger RNA of Brugia pahangi, 1734 nucleotides long. The record is from the annotation of a GenBank genome assembly. NCBI's taxonomy places the organism in Eukaryota, Metazoa, Nematoda, Chromadorea, Rhabditida, Onchocercidae.